Molecule: messenger RNA, 953 nt
Organism: Drosophila guanche
Lineage: Eukaryota; Metazoa; Arthropoda; Insecta; Diptera; Drosophilidae
Exons: 1
Coding region: 127-837 (236 amino acids)
Source: RefSeq, a predicted model, not a curated record
UCGAGCACCCUCGUAACGAUACAUUUUUAUUUACAUGACGUAUUGAAAGUCUAACAAAAUUCCAUUUUAAAAAUCGUCUAAAUUCAGAACUCUGCAGAAAUACUCAGUAGCUCUUUCAAAGGAAUUAUGUCCGAAAACAACACAGAGUACACCUCAGAGGAGACAACAGGCAUUCCGAUGGCUCUCAGUCUCGUGCUGAAUCACAAUGACACAGAUUCAAGAUCGGUGGCAGUAGCGCUGUCGCCGUCUACUACUUCCGUGGCUGCCAGUGGGGGAGCGAGCUCGGAGACCAGCUCAGUGCUUGAGUUGCGACAGGCUUUCUCCAGCCUCAAUGAGAGAGAUAGGCUCAGGGCAGAGAGCUCCAGGACCAGUUCGGAGACAUCGGACGAUGCGAGUUUGCCACCAUCCAGGCCGCGCAGACCGACCUUUAUGAGCCGCUCGACCUCUCUUUCGAGCCUGCAGACACUUUCGUCCUCAUCGAUAUCGCGGCAGGGUCACCUUCCAAUCGAUAGCGACGGAUAUUCGGGCUUGAGACGACACAUGUCCGAGCUGAGGCUAAGCCUCGACCGAUCUUUAAGUCAAUCCCAACGACAUCGCUUGCAGCGUCACCGCCGUCUCCAGGCCGAUCAGAUGAGUAGCACCGCCACUUCGGAGAACGAUGAGAACGAGUGGUUUGGCCGCAUACCUCAAUCGGCACCAGGACGUGUCCCCACGCGCGGCAAUAGCAUCAGCGACUGUAGUCAGUGCAGCAGCGAUACGAAAGAGAAGGACAGCCUGAAGAUGGUGACUCCAAAUCAUCAGGAACUUGACGGAUGGCUCUAUUCGCUAGAGGUUUAAAGAGGGAGGCUCUGGAGGUGCUCCCUUUAAAGUUAUCAGACCCAAAGUUUGUAUGCAAUGCUCUGCUGUAAGCUUUGAUAAUUAGUUUUCAGGUCUCAGGGAAAUAGAGUCCUGUU